Molecule: messenger RNA, 1527 nt
Organism: Dujonia railenensis
Lineage: Eukaryota; Fungi; Ascomycota; Pichiomycetes; Serinales; Debaryomycetaceae
Source: the annotation of a GenBank genome assembly
AUGACUACUGAUUUGGAGUUGGCUUCUGCCCAGAGAGAAGUGUUGAGUGAACUCCAAACGGGAGAAAAAUUGAAAAACGAGGAAUUCAAGAUCUGGAAGAAGACUGUGCCAUUACUCUACGAUACUAUUCAAUCGCACGCAUUGGAAAGACCAGUAUUGUCAUUACUGUGGUUACCUACGUAUGACAUUUCUGAAAACAAAAAUGUGAUUUCUGUUAAGAUAUUGAUUGGACUUUCUUCAGACGAGUCGAUCGAGCCAGUUACAAGCACUGCAGCUCCAACUGCAACAACUUCCUCAAAGCAAAAGUCUCAAGAGUAUUUGAAAAUCGUGCUGUUCAGCUUACCUAGUACCAUGGCACCAGAUUUCCAGAAGUUCUUGCCUAACGCACAAGGUGUUCCUAUCCCAUUAUCAUCUUCUCGUGAAGGAAGCACAAGCGUGAGAAGCAGCAACGACGAUAAAAGUGGUAACGAUACAAACACCAGCUCUCGUGGCAAUGUAGAUGGGUUCAGCACUGUAAAAGAUUAUAGCCACAACGGUGAAGUUAACAAGUUAAAACUCUCACCAAAUGGUUCCAAAUUUCUCACUUUUGACAAGGAAGGAGUUAUUCAUUUAUAUGAUUUUGAAUCCAGUGUACCCAUUGCUUCUUUCAAGUAUCAUAAGGCAGAAGGAUUUGCGUUAGAAUGGGUUGAUGAAGAUCUGUUCCUCUCUGGUGCAAAUGAUUCUCAGAUUGCACUUUGGGAUGUGAAUAAGCCCCUGACUCCUAUUCAAAUAUUCAAGACACAUAGUGGGGCUAUUAAUGAUAUUUCAUACACGGGAACGGGCCCCAGAAAGAAUGGUGAGAAGAAAGAUGAAGAUGCCAUGGAAACAGAAGAAGAAAAUACUACUGGUGGUCUUUUCAUAUCUGUAUCUGACGACUAUACCACUCAAAUUCAUGAAAUAGUGUCACCAGUACUGUCAUCAUCUACAACGUCUUCUACCCCAGCAGUGAUCAAGAUUGAAAACAAACGUAUUCAAAACGCUGCUGCUUUUCAUCCAGAUAUUCCAACCCUUUUUUUAACCGCUGGACAGGACAAUGUUAUAUCGCUUUACGACUUAAGGAAUACCAAAGUUCCGAUCAGGAAGUUUUUUGGGCAUACGGAGAGCGUAAUUGGAGUUAAAUGGGACAAGAACCAAGAUCCUAACGUUUUCUAUUCGUGGGCUUUAGAUAAGAGGGUAAUUCAGUGGGACUUGGGAUCACUUGAUGAAGAUUUUACUUACCCUGAAGAUAAUUCAAGCUCUAGUAAUGGUAGCGGGAACGGUGCACCAGGUGCAUCUACUGGAGUCGGUAAAAAGAAGAGUUCCAAGACGAUUGAAGAUCCAUGCAUGAAAUUUAUUCACGGGGGACACACGAACAGGGUGAAUGAUAUUGACUUGCACCCAAAGAUUUCAGGAUUGUUGACAAGCUCCGGAAAUGAUAGCUUGCUAGAAGUAUGGAGAUCAAAAACGAUAUUUGAAGAUGUUGAAGCUGAUGAGGACGAAAGGGAAUGA